AGGAAUAAUUUUGCUUAAGGUCUCAGGACUCUACUUUCCAUCAGGACUCAGGAUUCUACUUUCCAUCUGGACAUCAUUGUUAGGGGUCAUCGCAUACUUUACAGUGAGCUUAGAAAAUGGCCUCCAAGCGUUCUCUCCCAGAAGAGGAUUUCUCUUGUCCUGUGUGCCAUGACAUCUUCAAGGAUCCUGUCAUCAUGGAGUGUAGUCACAGCAUGUGUAAUGUCUGUCUGCAGCAGUUCUGGAAAACUAAAGGCCAUAAAGAGUGUCCCAUCUGCAGGAAAAGAUUCACAAAUUCAAAUCCACAACUUAACUUGGCGUUAAAGAACCUGUGUGAAAGCUACAUACAGGAGAGAAGUCAGAGAGCUUCAGCAGAGUCUGAGGUGCUCUGCAGUCUGCACAGUGAGACACUCAAGCUCUUCUGUCUGGAGGAUAAACAGCCUGUGUGUCUGGUGUGUAGAGACUCAAGAGCACAUAAGAAUCACAACUUUAGUCCUGUUGUUGAGGUAUCAAGUGAUUAUAAGGAGGAACUGAGGACACAGUUGGCCAAGCUGAAGGAGAAGAUGAAGAAACAUAAAGAAACUAAACUAACCUGUGAUAAAACAGCAAAACACAUUAAGACUCAGGCCCAGCACACAGCGAAGCAGAUCAACAUGGAGUUUGAGAAGCUUCACAAGUUUCUACGAGAUGAAGAGGCAGCCAGGAUAGCUGCACUGAUGGAGGAAGAGGAGCAGAAGAGUCAGAUGAUGAAGAAGAAGAUUGAGAAGAUGAGCAUAGAGAUCUCAUCUCUUUCAAUCACAAUCACAGACAUAGAGGAGCAGAUAAAUGCUGAUGACAUCACAUUCCUGCAGAGCUACAAGAGCACAGUGGAAAGAGCCCAGUGCACACUGCAGGAUCCAGAGAGGGUUUCAGGAGCUCUGAUCAAUGUGGCAAAGCACCUGGGCAACCUGAAGUUCAGAGUCUGGGAGAAGAUGCAGGAGACUGUUCAGUACACUCCUGUGACUCUGGAUCCCAACACUGCACACCCACAACUCAUCUUGUCUGAGGAUCUGACCAGUGUGAGACGUGGUGAUGAGGAGCAGCAGCUUCCUGAUAACCCAGAGAGAUUUGAUAAGUAUGCCAGUGUCCUGGGCUCUGAGGGCUUUAACUCAGGGACUCACUGCUGGGAUGUGGAGGUUGGGGAGAACACACAGUGGAGUGUGGGUGUGGUGACAGAGUCUCUCCAGAGGAAGGGAGACUUUACCUCCAUGAGUGGACGGUGGACUGUGUGGUAUAACGAUGGUAAAUAUGGAGCACGUGCUCCUCCACAGCCCCCCACUCCCCUCACAGUGAAGCAGCAGAAACUCCAGAGGAUCAGAGUGCAGCUGGACUGGGACAGAGGAGAGCUGUCAUUCUCUGACCCUGAUAACAACACACACCUACACACUCUGAAACACACUUUCACUGAGAGAGUGUUUCCAUACUUUAAUAUGGGCUGUAAACUCUCUCCUCUGAGGAUCCUACCAGUGAAGGCCUCUGUGUUAGUUGAGCAGCCCAGUUAGAGCAGAAACUGUCUCUGUCUGAACAAGAGCCCACAUGCAGAGAUGGAUGGAGACAUGUGGGGUUCAGUCAUGAGUCACUCACACAGUAACUGCAGUCAAUCUGAUAACUGACCUGUGAGGCAUCGUCUUCUGGCUACUUUGAUUUAGUUCAGAAUUGACUGAUAUGUUGAAUAUCCUCUAAAAUAAUUGCUGGUGCUUUUUAUUCUAUGACAGUUUUUCUAUGUUGCUGUUUUUUUUAUUAUAGGCAUUUUUAUGAUGGUUUUGCUGUGUUGUCCAUUUAUGUUUUUUUCUACACUGCUGCCACAAGCACAUUACAAUAUCACCACUGCAGUGAAUCUAAUAUCUGUUCUGUUCUGUGAGGCAUCAUUUUCUGGGUACUUGAAUUGUAUUUCUGAUCUGUGUUUAGAAUCCUCUGAAAUAAUUAAUGAUUUUAUAUCAUUUAUUACACUAUGAUGGUUUGUUAUCCAGGUCUGUGUUUCUACACUGCUGCCACAAGCACAUCAAAAUAUCAGUUCAGUAAAUGAUGUGGACAUUU
Molecule: messenger RNA, 2073 nt
Organism: Alosa sapidissima (American shad)
Lineage: Eukaryota; Metazoa; Chordata; Actinopteri; Clupeiformes; Clupeidae
Product: zinc-binding protein A33-like
Exons: 6
Coding region: 117-1538 (473 amino acids)
Biological process (GO): protein ubiquitination
Molecular function (GO): ubiquitin-protein transferase activity; zinc ion binding; protein binding
Source: RefSeq, a predicted model, not a curated record